This is a messenger RNA of Dipodomys spectabilis (banner-tailed kangaroo rat), 5285 nucleotides long. RefSeq names its product transmembrane protein 164 (gene Tmem164). The coding region runs from base 356 to 1246 and encodes 296 amino acids. The transcript has 7 exons. NCBI's taxonomy places the organism in Eukaryota, Metazoa, Chordata, Mammalia, Rodentia, Heteromyidae. The record is from RefSeq and is a predicted model, not a curated record.
GAGCGAAGUGCUGGGGCGCAGAGAGCACAAGGAACCGAGCGAUCGCGCCCAAGCCUGGGCCGCGGGGUCAGGCUGCCGAUUGGCCAACGGCUCCUUUCAACCCUGCCUCGUUGGUGGCCACUGGAGAAGCGCGGGGGGCUCCCCCAGACAGCCGUGGGGACAAGUUAGAUCCAGCACAUUACCCCGGGCCUUGCGUGUAGCUGCCCAUCCCUUCUUGCUCUAGGUGCCCCGGUGUCCGAAGGGAGGUGGGUGGCGGGAGGUGCCCUCCUUACAUGUACCACCACCCAGGCGACCCUGAGCUCUUAUUCCAUCUCGCUCUUGCUUCCCGCACGGUGGUCAAGAGCCACUUUACAUCAUGUCCCGGUAUAGCUACGAAAGUCUCCUGGACUGGCUCUAUGGGGGCGUGGACCCCAGUUUUGCAGGCAAUGGGGGCCCCGACUGUGCUGCCUUCCUCUCUUGGCAGCAGCGGCUGCUGGAAAGUGUGGUGGUUCUGACUCUGGCCCUAUUGGAGAUACUGGUGGCCCUGCGGCACAUCCUGAGGCGAACGGAGGACGGUAGGGGUGGCCGUGGCAGCCAGCCACAGCAGGUGACCCAGCGGCCAGAGGAAGGCAAGGAGAGCCUGAGCAAGAAUCUGCUCUUAGUAGCCCUGUGCCUGACCUUCGGGGUAGAGGUGGGCUUUAAGUUCGCCACCAGGACCGUCAUCUACCUGCUCAACCCCUGUCACCUGGUCACCAUGAUGCAUAUCUUCCUUCUUGCCUGCCCCCCAUGUCCAGGAGCUAUCGUUGUUUUCAAGUUACAGAUGCACAUGUUGAAUGGAGCUCUUCUGGCACUGCUGUUUCCUGUGGUAAACACCCGACUGCUCCCCUUUGAACUGGAGGUUUACUAUAUUCAGCAUGUCAUGCUCUAUGUGGUGCCCAUCUACCUGCUUUGGAAAGGAGGUGCUUAUACCCCAGAGCCCCUCAGCAGCUUCCGGUGGGCUCUUCUUUCAACUGGCCUCAUGUUCUUUUACCACUUCAGCUUCCUACAGAUCCUCGGCCUGGUCACCGAAGUGAAUUUGAACAACAUGCUGUGUCCGGCCAUCUCAGACCCAUUCUACGGCCCCUGGUAUCGCAUCUGGGCCUCGGGACACCAGACUCUCAUGACCAUGACCCACGGGAAGCUGGUCAUCCUGUUCUCAUACAUGGCUGGGCCCUUGUGUAAAUAUCUGCUGGAUUUGCUCCGGCUUCCAGCCAAGAAAAUAGACUGAAGGUGCUUGGUUUUGGUUUUGUUUUGGUUUGUUUUUUUUGGUGAUUUUUUUUCCUCUCUAAGGAAGCAAAUCCUGACUUGACUUGGAGAAUACUCAGUCCUUGAUGAAAUUGUUGGAGAGGGCAGUAGGAUGUUUGGUGUAUUUCUUUUUUUCUUCCUCUCUGUCCCUUUCUUCCAUCAUUCUUCCUUCCCCAGCUCCUAUCCCUCUAGGAUGUCUCCUUGUGCCUAGGCAUGGUGCUAGGGGCUAGGAAUCCCCCCCCCUUCCCUCUCCUUGGCUCUGUCUUCCUGCUCUGCUCUGAGUGGCCUUACACAGGGAGGUAGUAGUCUUGGCUCCCUCACCCUGCUUGUUGGUGCUUUAACAACAGCUGGUUGAGGAAACAGGGAACAACAAGCAGUAAUUCUUCCAGCAUCCAAGUGACAAGUUUAGUUGGCAUUUCAUUUCUCCACUGCCAGGGACCUCCAGUCUCUUGCUGGGAUCCCCUUUUGUCUCCAGCACAGUCCCCGUCCUAAGGGGACUGAGGCCUUGUUUAUAUACCAGCAGCAAGUCCAGAGUGAAGGGAUUUCCCAGCUCAUGGCCAAAAUAGAAUUGGCCAGAUUCUUCCCACUACUGUCCCAUGAUUCAAAAGCAGGGAGCCCCUCAGCCUUGCUCCAUCAAAACACUGCCUAGAGUGGGGAGUGAGAAUGUCAUGCACCCCAAGUUUGAGAUCCCAUUGAGGGGGUUAGAGAUCUGUUGCACUGGCAAAUCUAAAGCAAAAACGAAACAAACCAUAUAUGCCACACCAGGCAGGACCCUAACAACUGCCCACGAAAGCUGAGAACUGAACAUAUCCCAAUGAAAAUUGAGUGUCAAAAGUAAAUUAAUCAAAGCAAGUGAUAACUUGAGCAAACUGUGAUUCAAAUCAUGUUCCAUGUUCAUGGUGAUAAUAAGCAUGUGACCCUCCACCCGUCUUUCUUCUGUCUGUGUCUCAGAAGCAGCUUCAAGGAAGCGUGUGCUAGGAUUGAGGCUUGGGCUUACUUUUCUUUUGUGUUUGUAUGGUUUUGUAUGUCUGAGUUGGAGUAAUUCUUUCAUCAGGGCCCUAUUCUGGAAGGUUGCAUAGGCUCUAUAGGGUCUUACAGGGUAUGGCCACACUCUGGUUUGGGAGGCUAUAACUCUUGCCUGUUGUUUCCCUAGGGCCAUGUUUCUUCAAUGCAGCUAGAUUCAACACAGGGGUGGUCACCCCAUACCUCCUACUUGAUAUUCCCCCAAGGCCCACAUCUAGAGUGAAAGGGAACUCCAAAGGGACUAUGUAGUUCCUACAAGUAGAGGAGGGAGUAUCAAGUACUCUGAAAGAGGGGACUUUUCACUCAAUUAUACAUGGACCUCAAGAAGGGAGACAGACUUCUACUAGGAACAGAUCUGUUUAAGACUAGAAAAGUUCAUUCAGUGACUACCCAGUUGCCCUGGACCAGUGCCAAUGUCAGAUAUAGAUUGAACUUUGGUGAUCAGUGGCACAAUUUUAGAAAUGGACCUAUCGGAGGCAGUAGCUGUACAAAUCUCUGAGUAAGUGGAAACCCAUGGAGGAAACUGUGGGAGCCAAGAUCUAGUGGCAUUGAAGCAAUUCACCCAAGGGCACGGAGAGAGGAAAAGAGAACAUCAUGUGACCUUGGCCUUGCCUUGAGCAAAUUGGGCUGUGACACUUGGAUUUUCUGUCCUCUCUAAGGGCCCUGCCAAGCUUUUCUUAGUGCCUCUCUCCCUAGGACUGACUGCCUGCCAGAGGAGGUACCUCUUGAGUAGCUAUAUUUGACUGACCUUCCUAUCAGGCUGUAGCCUAUAGGUCCAAUUGGGGAAGAAUUGUGUGUAAGACUGUAAUAAACCCUGGCCCUCUGUAGGAGAGGUUGGGAAGAUGACCCCCUGGGGGUCCUGGACUGACCUCUGCAAAAAUAUGGAGCUUCUACAGUUGGAGUAUCUAUGUCUGAGCUGGGGACCAGCUCCAGAAUGCCCUGGUGGUGUUGGGGUAUAGGUCUUCUCUUCUUCCUCAUCUCAGUGGCACAACACAGAUGACUAGUCAUGAGACUUUCUCUUACUGGCAUGCCUCCAAAAUCUUGCCUUUGCCCUGGCUACAGCUCAGUACCCCCAUCCGGGCAGCUACUUUCUAGUGAACAAGAGAGAAAAAAGGAAAGCCAUGUUUCCUGAGAUGGCCAGGCCAGAGUCAGAUACAUUGUCAGGAGAAGGGGAAAGGGGAGAUGCAGGAGGACAGGUUGGAUCCCAAACAAGGAAGCUGAAGGGAACAGAUAGUGUACCCCUUCCCCAGGCUCCAGAGUGAGUCGGCCUGGAUUUAGGGGUAUUGGAAGCAGCAAGCAUCCAAAGUGCUCUGAGACUCACUCUUACCCUGGGCUAAGCCCGUGUGAAAAGAGAUAACCUGGCCAGACACAUGGAAGCUUGCCUUAGGGAUGGCCCCCCUAUUUGUCCAACAAGCAGUCUGCUACUGGCUCUGGUAUAGGAGCACUGAGGGGACCAAUGGGCCCUGGCUUCCCAAUUCCUGAGGGUUUUCCUGCCAGUACCAAGGCUGUUCUCAAACCACCUCAGCCCUGUUUCCAUCUGUUAUCUGCCAUCUGCCAGUGUGUGAUGGCUCUGUGUGUGAGAGAGUAUUCAUAGAGGUAGCCAGUUUCCUUUCAGACAACCACAGGAAUGGAAAGGAGUGCUCUCAUAUGCCCCUGGGCAGCUGUGGUCAAUGAUCUGGGCCAAUGAGCACAAUUUCCUGAGCUGGCCAACUUACGGCUUCAUUCUGAAUGGCAGAGAGAUGGUCACGCUUACUUAAAGUCUUUCUCACCCUAGUAUUUGGUUUCUUAUGCCCAAGACCUUGCCUAGCAUCCUCUCAGAGGCAUGGUGACAUGUUCCUCUGCCAGCCUAUGAGGCACUACAGAAGUUCUGAAGCCACAACAUCCCUUUCUCUGUCUCGGUGGACUUCUAGCACUCACCUGAACUAUUGGUGCCCUGUGCCCUACAAGACCUUAGCCUAGCUGUUAUACCAUCUGUUUUGAAGUAGCCUUCACCAGGGUUUAGAAAUAAUGUGAUUAUUAAUGAUUCAGUGUCCUGUGACAGUCAUGAUCACACUCCCCCCAUAGAUUUCACAGUAGUGGCAGGGCUCUCUGCGCCAGAACUGGCUUGGUCAGUUUCCUGGGCUUGGUUAGCUGGGCUCCUAGGAGGCAGAAUGUCCUGUUCUGCCACAAAGACUCUCCACUGUUAUCUACACUGUUCAAAAGAGGAACUCCUUCAUGGUUUUACCUACAUGGAAGGUCUGGGAAGGUAUGGUAGGACAAGGUAGUGGUAUUGCCUUUGGUCUUUCAUGAGCCUGCAGGUCCUUGGCAAUGCUCCAGACUGGUAUGGGGUCUCCUCCCUGCUGCCCUGCAUUCAUUGAGGUGGACAUUGGUGAAAGGACUCAGCCUUCUCUUCUGUACAUAGAUAGAAUAAGCCGAUUCGUGCUCAGGACAACCCAGUCACUUGCAAUUGCUCUUUUCUGGGACACUUUUCUAAAGUGGUUUGGUACCAAACAACCCAACCCCACCCCCACCAUGACAUAAAAACCCAACAACACAAAAGUCAUUUCAAGCAGAGAUUUACUUUGGAAACUCUUGCUUACUUUGCGUGUCAGUGUUGUUUUCGUGGUGAAAGGUUUCUUCAUUUCCAUGGAUAGAAUUGUAGCUAAAGGAACUAGAUAGGCUGAUGUAUAAUUAUUCCUACUGGGACACUGGCAAUGCCUCUGUCCCUCUUGCCUGCCCCCAGUCCUUAUUUCCCCAAGCUGGGAUGGCUGUACCCUGGGCCAACCACCCUCUGUACCUUCCUCCCUCCAGACAGUGGCUCCCAUCAGAACCAGUCUCUAAUGCCCCUAGACCUAGGUAUUCUUUGUCAGUCUUGUUCUUGGGUGCUCUAUGCCCCCCUCCCACCCAGUUUGCUCUCUUCUUUGGGUAUUUUGUAAUGUGUUUUGUAAAAAUCUUUGAUUGUAUGAAAGUACUCUCUGCAUUCACCUUUGGAAAUAAAUGGUCCUUCAUUUGUGGACUUA